AUGGCAAAAGUUGGGCAAGACGCCGCCAUCACCACUCAGCGCAUCGUUCGCUUUCCCAAGCCUACGCCAUUCUCAGUAGGCUCCUUCACCGUCCCAUCUGUGGUAGCGCCAGAGACUUCCGUAUCGCGCUUUGUUCGAGGCCGUCGAUAUCCAUCAGCACCGCGGUUUCGUUCACUCCAUACUACACGUCAGCUUGCGCAGGCUGCAAAUCCACCGCCGACACCUGGAAGCACACCGGCCGACCAUAAUGCCAACAAGAAGACGGCCGACGGGACAGCCACGGCGGAGCAACAGACGGAAGCUGCGAUAAUAAACGAAGACCCAGAUAUUCUUGCACAGAAGCUUCAGAGAUCACGUGAAACGGUGCGAAGAUACUCGGCAGCUCUGCGACGUCAACAGCGAGGGAAGAAGGCCGACGGUCUACCCCCCGUGCACAUUCCCAAUUGGUUUCUCAAGAGGAGGGUCAUACGACAUGAGGACCAAUUGAAGGAUUGCAACGAUUCGAAAGGGCUACCACUGCUCUCCAUUACCUUGUCUCACAAUGAUUCUGGUGAGCAUGCUACAUGUUCCAUCCCAGCCGGCAUCGAGCUCGAUGCGCCUCAGGUAUUGGCACGAUUAGUCCGCGCAUUGUGGGGUCAGCGGUUAGAUGCACCGGAGAGAUUGAGACUCGAAAAGUACUUGUCUGAGCGGAUGGAGCUGGCCGAUGAGACAGCAAGCCCAGACGUACAAAUACAAGAGGACGAUGCGGCAAGCAAGACUCAUUCUACACCCGACACCGCGACUACAACAACCGACAAUAAAGAGGAACAGUCGAUAUCCGAAUCCAGGCCUUCCACCAGUGAAGAUGGUAAUCUGUUGAAUGCUGCGAAAACCUUGGGUCAAAUUCUUCACAGUCCGAACGUACCAACUAGCAAAUUUGAGAAGGCGUCAAAGCGAAGAGCAGUCGCGAAGGCUCGUGAUACUGGCCGCACAAAGCAAUUAUCUCCCCUCAUCGCGGCGGAGAUCCGAGCGACGAUUGCAGCUUCUCUCUCCACCUCACAGCCAGCAGCCGGAGACUCGUUUCCAUCUACCAAAACGAAUGUGAUACUACAGGCACCCACCGCUGAGCAUGAGGCUAUGGUCGACCAGUGCGUUUUCACCAAUGCCUUGGAACUUGGAUCAGAUGUAAUUGUCCUCCAGGCCCUGGAUCUCGCGCAAUUGGCUGGUGACUAUCUGGGGGAAGGUCCCGAACCAUCACCACAUUCCAUACGUUCACUGGGUUAUGAGACCUAUCGCUUGAGUUCAGACCUAGAGAUUUCUGUUCAAAAUGUAGAAGAGGGCGCUCAGGACGAGUCCGAGACCAGUCAACCUCCUAUAUUUAUAGCAGCACCAGCAGCGCCUCACCCAUUUACCUUCCCUUCAGGCCAAUUGCCACCCAUGUUCAGAAAAGUAAUCAUCCAGGAUAUUGACAGUAUUCGCUCUCUUGCUUCAAGCACACCAUCCAGCGGAGCCCAUGAUGAGCCUGCGCGUACGCAAAGUCAAAAUGAUCUUCAACUAGAAGAUAUCAAAAUCGCAAACCUCCUUGAAGCUUUGAUCGAUGCCAACGAGUCUAAACAGAAUCGCGGAAUCGUUGGUAGUGGUUCUUACCAAUCAUCCCAUAUUGCCAGCCAAUCCCACAAGCCGUCAAGAACCCCGGCAUUUUUUGACUAUUCGAUGGGCUCCGACGACACAGCAUUGGAGCUCAACUCGAUAGUGUCGGCCAGUGCAAAGGACGACGUGAAUUUUGUUUUGACAGCCGGCUCAGCCGCAGCGGCACCCAAAGCACCGGGCAAAUCCAAGUUGAUUUAUGUCAGAGACUUCAAGGAACUGAAUGCUACACAUUACGGUGGCCGGAUCCUGCAGAAGUUAGAAGAGGUUGUGCGCAGACGACGUGUCGCUGGUGAAAGAAUCAUGAUCAUUGGCAGUACUUGUUCCCGCGACCUGAUGCCAGAACUCUCCCGAGGUGCUGCUCGCGAUGUACAAAGUGAGGGUGGAGGUAGCCCUUUCCGGACUAUCGUGGUCACGCCUGACACCGCUGAUAGCUUUAUUGCUCUCGAAGAAUCUGUGGCUGCCGCUGGUGCCGACUCAACCCCUGCAUUGCCUUUGACCUCUGAGAAGACCAAAUGUCAACGCAUCAACGCGCUGCAUAUACAAAACAUGCUCCGCUCUCUAGAUCCUGUAGCUGCCGCCAACAUCUCAGACAUGGAUCAUGGGCCCCGAAGCUUUCGUGCAUGGGCAUCGAUACUCUCUUCAUCUCAUUUCCAAAGAAUCUUGACGUAUGACGAAGUGCAUCGCAUAGCACUUACGGCGCUGGGGCUCCUUGUGACAGAUCGAGCAAGGGCAAUCGCAUCUGAAAAUACCAUCCAUCAACUCAACUGGGCUCAUGUUGCGCUGGCCCUUGCGUUACUUGAAGCCAGCGAUGUUUCCAAGGCCGUUUUUCUUGAUGCCUUAAAGGCACAGAGAACAACACCUCGAACCCUUGCAGAGGCAAGGGAGAUGAUUAUGGCUCGAGCGCGAGGCAAAGCAGGAAAGAAUUUGGAUGAUGCAAGCAUUAAACGGCAACGUGAUCUCGCACAAAUUGCUGCGACUGCUUCGAAAUACGAGAAGCGCCUAAUGCCAGGCAUCGCAGACCCCGAUCAGAUCAAGACCACCUUUGAUCAAGUCCACGUGCCCAAGGAAACUGUCGAAUCCCUGCGAACCAUAUCUUCUUUGUCACUGCUGCGGCCAGAGGCCUUUAGCUAUGGUAUUCUUGCGACUGAGAAGAUAUCCGGUGCGCUACUGUACGGUCCCCCAGGGACUGGUAAGACUUUACUCGCCAAGGCGGUCGCGAAGGAAAGCGGUAGUACCGUUUUAGAAGUUUCGGGAAGCCAGAUCAUGGACAAAUAUGUCGGUGAGGGUGAGAAGAACGUUGCGGCAGUCUUUUCGCUUGCGCGCAAGCUUUCUCCUUGCAUCGUGUUCCUCGACGAGGCUGAUGCAGUCUUCGCGUCGAGAGAUGCCAUGCGCGAACGAACGUCACAUCGCGAUAUCCUCAAUCAAUUUCUGAAGGAGUGGGAUGGACUCAACGAUCUUACCGUGUUCGUCAUGGUAGCGACCAACCGGCCGUUCGAUCUCGACGACGCAGUCAUCCGCAGAUUACCCAGGCGACUACUGGUUGACCUACCCACCCAAGCGGACAGAAAGGAAAUUCUACGGAUUCAUCUUGCCGGCGAGCAGCUAGAUGAUUCAGUCGAUCUGGAAGACUUAGCCAAGCGCACCCCGUUCUACAGUGGCAGCGAUCUCAAGAAUGUCGCCGUGUCUGCCGCGUUAGCCUGCGUCAAGGAAGAGAACGAACAAGCUGCCCUCGCUGCCGCAAAAAUCCCCACUGCUGCAGAAUCACCAUCUUCAUCGUCGCUCCCAUCAGAAGCCAAUACCGAGCCCACCACGUCUUCCUCUACUCCAGCCCUCACGCCCACCACGCCCGCGCCCACGCUCACGCCCACGAACCCGCCCCAGCUCGUUCGUGGCCAAUCCUACAAUUUUCCCGAAAAGCGCACGCUGCAUGCCCGCCACUUUGACAAGGCGUUGCAAGAGAUCAGCGCUAGUAUCUCUGAAGACAUGUCUAGUCUCAGCGCGAUCAAGAAAUUCGACGACCGGUAUGGUGAUCGCAAGGGGAAUAAGCGGAGAAAAGACUUUGGAUUCGGUGUCUUGUCACAACGCGAUGACAAUGCGGCGAGGGUCAGGGUCUAA
Plenodomus lingam JN3 is the source of this 3744-nucleotide messenger RNA. RefSeq lists its product as uncharacterized. Gene Ontology annotation, cellular component: mitochondrial outer membrane. The record is from RefSeq and is a predicted model, not a curated record. Lineage: Eukaryota; Fungi; Ascomycota; Dothideomycetes; Pleosporales; Leptosphaeriaceae. Gene Ontology annotation, molecular function: ATP binding; ATP hydrolysis activity.